AUGAACAGCUCAUUAAAAUACGGAAAGGGUUCUAGACCUGAAGAUGACUAUCAACAAUACAAUAACACUCAAAAGGGAUUCAACAAUACUCAAUCCUCUUUUGGCACCAACCCUGCUUCUCUUAAGGGCAAGCUUAUGUCAUUAGAAGAAAUGAUUAAAAACAUAGCUGACGAAAUGAAUUUCCACAAGAAGGAAGUUUAAAUCUUGAAGAGUGAAAAGGACACAUUAUAAUCUGUCCUUUCUAUGAAAACCCAAGAUGUUAAGAAGACUUUGACAAGCGAAUUAAUGAGAAUCGAAGAAGAAAUGAAGAGACAUUUCGCUCAUCAAAAGGCUGAAAAUGCUCGUUUACAAUAGUAAAUUACUUCUUUGAAGGGUGAAAAGACCGCUCUUCAAUAAUAACUUUUGGGAUUGCAAAGAAGAAUUACUGAACUCGAAAUGCAAGUUGGUAACGAAGAUAACCAUUGA
Molecule: messenger RNA, 465 nt
Organism: Tetrahymena thermophila SB210
Lineage: Eukaryota; Ciliophora; Oligohymenophorea; Hymenostomatida; Tetrahymenidae
Product: transport system kinase
Exons: 2
Source: RefSeq, a predicted model, not a curated record